AUGAUCCGCUGCGCUGCCGCUUUAAGACGCAGGAGUAACUCCGGAUUGGCAGAGUUGAGAGGAAGUACGGACGCGAUGUGUGAGGAUGAGUGCAGGGAGUCUCAGAGCCAGGGGGCGCCAGCAGCCUUUCAGGAACUCACUAAAGCAGAUUAUCCUUCCUCUACUCGUCCAUACACCGUAAUUUCAAUAGUUCUUUGUGAGAUGGCAGAUUGGUUUACCAGUUCUCGCGCGCGUUCAGAUAGCACGUCUAGCUCCGCGUCUCAGUCCACCUCGUGUAGGCUGCUCCUUCGGCAGCGCCUGUCUCAGCUGCUCACCUGCGUGGAGGACCUCAGCUCGGACGACGAGGCCAACGAAGAGGUGUCCCGUACGCUGGACGAAGCUUUCCAUCUUUGCGGUCGCUACGUUUGCCGAGAUUUCUUCAGACUGCACAUGGUCACAUGGAACGUUGCCACGGCAGAGCCUCCGGCUGAUGUCAAGUCUCUCCUGCAGUUAGAUUCCCAACCUGCCACUGACCUCUAUGUGAUUGGUCUUCAGGAGGUAAAUGCCACUCCUGUGAAGUUCAUCUCUGACCUGAUGGCAGACGAUUCCUGGAGUCACCUCCUCAUGAACACGCUGGGACCCAGAGGAUACAUCAAGGUGACCUCUGUGAGGAUGCAGGGUCUCCUGUUAAUUCUCUUUGCCAAGCAGGUUCACCUCCCCUUCAUUAGAGACAUACAGACCACCUACACCCGCACCGGCAUUUUUGGUUUCUGGGGAAAUAAAGGAGGAAUAUCAGUGCGUUUCUCAUUCUACGGUCACAUGAUUUGCUUCCUUAACUGUCACCUGGCUGCACAUAUGAAUUAUGCUCUGCAGCGCAUGGAUGAGUUCGAGUAUAUCCUGGAUACGCAAGACUUUGACAUCUACAACACGCCACGGGUGCUGGACCACAAGGUGGUGUUCUGGUUCGGUGAUCUAAACUUCCGUAUUGAAGACCAUGGCAUGCACUUCCUGCGCUCAUCGAUCAACAGUGGUCGCUUUAACCUUCUGUGGGGAAAGGAUCAGUUGACCAUGCUGAAGAAGACGGAGCCCAUCCUACAGCAGUUUGAGGAGGGACCACUGAGCUUCAAACCUACGUACAAAUUUGAUCGUUUCUCUGAGACUUAUGACACAAGCCCACAGAAGACAUGGUUUGGCUUGAACGGUAAAAAGAGGAAGCCUGCCUGGACUGACCGUAUUCUUUGGAGAGUAAAGCCCAAGUUGUCCAAUGAAGAGGAUGAGAGCGGGUCAACAGCAUCAUCGAUUGAUGAUGAAGAGUUUCCAAUUAAGGUGAUACAAGACACAUACACCUGUGAUGCAGCCUACGGAGUCAGCGACCAUAAGCCAGUCAUCGGCACAUUCACCCUGGAGCUGAGGAAGAAGGUGGAGAAUCCACUGGUCAGUUUAUCUGCUGAGGGCCAGUGGAGCGCUGACGAGGAUGCCAUGCUUACCUACACCAUUCUCGAAGCGUUCGAGUCCAGCACCUGGGACUGGAUCGGCCUUUACAAGACUGGUUUCAAGAGUCCUUCAGACUAUGUUACAUUUGCCUGGGUUAAAGACGAUGAAGUUGCCACCAAUGACGAAGUCGUUCAGGUGAGCAUGAAAAAAGACAAUCUUCCGCUGCUGGCAGGGGAGUAUGUACUAGGUUACUACAGCUGUAACAUGCAGAGCAUCGUUGGUUUUAGUUCACCCUUCCAGAUCUUUGAGUCUAAGCGCGCCGUAAUGGAGGGGCUGGUGCCUGAAAACAUGAAUGGAACAGAAAUGGCCAAGUAA
Molecule: messenger RNA, 1788 nt
Organism: Chanos chanos (milkfish)
Lineage: Eukaryota; Metazoa; Chordata; Actinopteri; Gonorynchiformes; Chanidae
Gene: inpp5kb
Product: inositol polyphosphate-5-phosphatase Kb
Exons: 15
Coding region: 1-1788 (595 amino acids)
Biological process (GO): negative regulation of phosphatidylinositol 3-kinase/protein kinase B signal transduction; negative regulation of insulin receptor signaling pathway; phosphatidylinositol dephosphorylation
Cellular component (GO): cytoplasm; ruffle; plasma membrane
Molecular function (GO): phosphatidylinositol-3,4,5-trisphosphate 5-phosphatase activity; phosphatidylinositol-4,5-bisphosphate 5-phosphatase activity; inositol bisphosphate phosphatase activity
Source: RefSeq, a predicted model, not a curated record